AUCUCCCUGCAAAUUCAAUUUCCUCUGAAAAACCCAACCUUUGAUUCGUUAUGGCUUCUUCCGACGUGGAUCUCAACGCCCCUCACUCCAUGGGUACCACCAUCAUCGGCGUCACCUACGAUGGAGGCGUCGUCCUUGGCGCCGACUCUCGUACCAGCACCGGAGUAUACGUGGCCAAUCGCGCCUCCGACAAAAUCACCCAGCUCACCGACAAUGUCUACGUCUGCCGCUCUGGAUCGGCUGCCGAUUCCCAGGUUGUUUCCGAUUACGUUCGUUACUUCCUUCAUCAGCACACAAUUCAGCUUGGACAACCUGCGACCGUCAAAGUUUGUGCAAACCUCGUCAGGCUGCUGUCCUAUGGUAACAAGAAUAUGUUGGAAACUGGACUGAUUGUUGGCGGGUGGGACAAGUACGAAGGCGGUAAGAUUUAUGGGAUUCCUCUUGGUGGCACACUGCUAGAGCUGCCCUUUGCCAUUGGAGGAUCUGGCUCCAGUUACUUGUAUGGAUUUUUCGAUCAAGCAUGGAAAGAAGGAAUGACCAAGGACGAAGCUGAGCAAUUGGUGGUCAAGGCUGUUUCUCUCGCCAUUGCACGAGAUGGUGCCAGUGGGGGUGUUGUCCGUACUGUAGUUAUAAAUUCUGAGGGAGUGACAAGAAACUACUAUCCUGGCGACAAACUUCCACUGUGGCAUGAGGAGUUGGAGCCUCAGAACUCAUUGUUGGACAUAUUGAACACUGCUAGUCCCGAGCCAAUGAACAUAUGAUGAUGUUGCUGCGAACUGACACGAGUCCGGCAACUUUCUAUUAGUUUCUUUGAACUAAAUGACUCUUGUUUACGGAGAGGAAUAUUGUGUUCGGCUCCAUCUUGGAAAAGUUGCUCAUCUUUUGUGAUUUAGUUGUAUGUUGGUUCAACUUGGACAGAUUUUAAGAAAAAACAUGAAGUACUUGGAGCUAGAAAUGCUUACACCGUAACUAUUGUAGCUCA
Molecule: messenger RNA, 982 nt
Organism: Pyrus x bretschneideri (Chinese white pear)
Lineage: Eukaryota; Viridiplantae; Streptophyta; Magnoliopsida; Rosales; Rosaceae
Product: proteasome subunit beta type-6
Exons: 8
Coding region: 51-761 (236 amino acids)
Cellular component (GO): proteasome core complex
Molecular function (GO): threonine-type endopeptidase activity
Source: RefSeq, a predicted model, not a curated record